This is a messenger RNA of Coffea arabica (coffee), 1366 nucleotides long. The record is from RefSeq and is a predicted model, not a curated record. Lineage: Eukaryota; Viridiplantae; Streptophyta; Magnoliopsida; Gentianales; Rubiaceae.
CCUCUCUCUCUCUCUCAAGUUGUGUUGCGUGCUGCUUUGCUUCUCAGGACACGUUGAAGCUUUUGUUCUUUGCUAGCUAGGGAAGGAGGAGGAACUGUGCCCCGAAAUGAAAAUUUCUCCCCCGCAGAAAUACUCUUUAACAUUCCAUAUCUAAGACUCUUCCAAAAGUAUUCCCAGAGUAACACUUGCUGUCUAGCAGAAAAGAAUUAGUACCUGCAUAUUAUGUGACCCUGAAAAAAAAAGAAAAAAACCAUCUUUCUUUCUGUCCUUCAUUAGUUUGGCUCUAAAACUUAAGUAAGGUUAAGAGGAUUGUGCGAUACAACCAACAAUAAUGGAGGGGGAGAAGAUGGAUACAGAGGGAAAGGUGGAGACAGAGAAGAUGAACAAGGCAAUUGCCAUGGCAUAUGAUGUCCAAUCUAAAAUAGUAGAGGAUCUAUUUGGGGAUCACCUCCAUUUGGGCUUCUAUGACUCUAGCUCCGUUAUCCCUGGUUCUGAUGUCAAUUCUGCUCAGACUCGCAUGAUCGAGGCGGCCCUCCGUUUUGCCUCUGUAUCAGAGGAUCCAUCUAAGAAACCAAGAAACAUACUUGAUGUUGGAUGCGGUAUUGGUGGCAGCACCAGGUACCUAGCAAGUAAAUAUGGUUCUCAAUGUAAAGGCAUCACCCUUAGCCCUGUUGAGGCUGAAAGAGCUCGUGUUCUAACUGCUGCCCAAGGAUUAGAAAGCCAGGUUUCCUUUGAAGUGGCAGAUGCAUUGAAUCAGCCAUUUGCAGAUGGGUCAUUCGAUUUAAUUUGGUGUAUUGAAUGUGCAGAUCACAUAAGCGACAAAACAAAGUUUGUUCAUGAGUUGAAUCGGGUGGCUGCCCCUGGUGCUACUAUCAUUUUACUCACUUGGUGUCAUAGGGAUCUUUCGCCCCUUGAAAACGAUUUGCAUCCAGAUGAGAAAAAGUUACUGACCCAAGCGGUGAGCAGAAAUCGUGCUAAGUGGAUUUCUGCUGCUGAUUAUAUGAAUUUAUUUAAGUCCUGCUCUUUUCAGGAGAUCAAGUAUGCAGACUGGUCUCCACACGUUGCUCCACAUUAUGCAGAAAUGAGGAAGAUAACGUUGUCAUGGAAGGGAAUCAUGUCGUAUGUUAGACAUGCUGGAUGGAGGCAAAUGGGCAUCAAGUUUCUGAUGAUGCCGUCAGUGUUCGACACAUUCAAAAAUGGUCUGCUUAAGUAUUGCAUUCUUACGUGCCAGAAGCCUCAGUAGUUCAGUUCCAGUGAUGUUUAAUGUCCAUGCAUAAAUAUCACUCCACAGUCGAUAGUUCCUUGUUUUUCUUUCUCAAAAGCUAAUUUGUACUUGUAUUGUUCCUCAAAACGUGAGAAUCUUUUU